Molecule: messenger RNA, 1619 nt
Organism: Nothobranchius furzeri (turquoise killifish)
Lineage: Eukaryota; Metazoa; Chordata; Actinopteri; Cyprinodontiformes; Nothobranchiidae
Product: sushi domain-containing protein 6
Biological process (GO): DNA damage response
Source: RefSeq, a predicted model, not a curated record
CCAGCUGAUCGAUGAGUCAAAGGAGAGCUGCCGAAAGGAUCCACUUGUUGCUGAGCAGAAUCUGAACGUCAGCUGACAGCGGAGCUCCAAACCGAACCGGACCGGACCGCCUCUACUCCAGCCGCUGCCGCUACGCUGUCGGAUCUCAGGAAGUCUGGUUUGAUGUCUCCAUCAUUCCUGAAUUCAUGGCCGAGUGGACGCAUCGGUCUGGUCUGUGGACUCCGCCUCCUGGUCCUCUCACCGCUCCUCACAUCUGGCAGGCCCAGCAACUGCUCUCACCCUCUGGUGCCAGAACAUGGAGGCUUCCGCUGCAGCCCGUCUCCCUGCCGCGGCUUCCCCCCCAAGAGCUUCAUCCGGUUCUUCUGUGAGCCUGGGUACCACAUCAGCUCCAAGGAGCCCAACUCCAAGUGUCGCCACGGGAAGUGGUUCCCUCCCAUUCCCGCCUGCAUCAAAGAUGGUCCCAACAUGAGGUCCAGUGAGGAUGACUCCAUGCCCGGCAUGGCCACCACUGCGGUAGGCGUGUCCAUUUUUCUCCUCACCACCACCGCCUGCCUGGUCAUCAAGUCCCGCCUCUACCCUUGUCAGUCGUGCGGCAGCCGUUGCUCCUCUGACCAGCUGGACCUGAUGGUGGAUGGACUUCCUGUCUCCUUGCCGUCCUACGAGGAGGCCGUGUACGGCAGCUGGGGCCAGCGGAUCCCUCCCUGCUCUGCUCCUGGACCCACUCAGCUCCUCCUGGCCCAGGAGGCUCCAGGUCGCCCACUCUCCUCUCUGAACCACCAGCCGGAGAGCAGUCGCCCCCUCCUGUUGGACCAAAGCCCAGAGAACCCCCCUCCCCCUUAUGAGGAGGUCCAGUUGUCCUGUCCCAGAGACGGGAGGAGCAAUGGGAGCGUCCUGCAGCUUCCCCAGUCUCCCUCAGACGAUAAGGACACUUGAUUCCUCCUGCAGGAACUCAGAGGAUCUGAUGAAGAGACUGACCUCUGAACCUGUUCUGUCUUCCCGUUUCCGGGUUCCUGAGCAUCCGGACAAACGGGAAGCUGUUUGAGAUGAAGCUGACGAGCUCAGACAUGAAUGUGCAGCAUAGUGUGGAUGAAGAUGAUGGAUGUGAUUUGCACGCACGUCUUUACCAGGAUGAAGAGGGAUUUCUGCAGCGUGGAGGUGUGAAUUUAGUGUUUUCAGUGCCGUUCUGAAAACGUUAGUUUCUCCUGUCAGUGACGGGGUCCUUCGAGGCUGCGUGCUGUUACAGGAGGCUACGCGUUUCCAUGGCGACGGACCUCCUGUCUGAGACUUUUGCACAUGUCUGUUGUUGAUCUGAUCCUGGUGUUUCAACCUGCAGCUUAAAGGAUCGACUGCUGCAUUCUUUCAGCGAAUAAAGGUUUUUAUGAACGUUUUUGUUUCACAAAGUGCUAAAAACUCUCUCUAGUAAGCAGGAAGUAACAUUUCUAACAUAAGCUCGAUUUUAUGUCCUCCUCGCCUGAAGGCUCCUCUGCCUUCUCAGACUACGAAUGUAUUUAAUGUUUGAUUUUGAUGCAGCAAACAUGAACUAAUAUAUUAUUUACAGGAUUAUUUGUACAUUGUAAUAUUGCACAGAUCUAUUAGAAAAUAAAAUUGGAUGUUUUUUA